Molecule: messenger RNA, 4819 nt
Organism: Amoebophrya sp. A120
Lineage: Eukaryota; Dinophyceae; Syndiniales; Amoebophryaceae
Source: the annotation of a GenBank genome assembly
CAAGUUCCUGCUCCUGCGAUCCCAGGCGCUGCCUGCAGCUGGUCGUCCUUCCCGGGACCCAGCACUGCGGCUUCGUUCAAUGCUGCGAGUGCGAGCUGCACAAGAACCAGCCGCCGCUGCCGAGGGUCAAGUUGGAGCAGAUGUUGGAGGACUUUGUGGCACUCUCGCGGACCUGCUCCUUCGCGACAGAGCACUUCGUGAAAUUUCUCUUUCCACCAGUUGUGCGACAAAGUAGACAAGAACUUCAGCAAGCAGCUACACAUCUUCAUCACGAAGAAGAUAAAGAAGAUGAUCAAGGUGACCGUCAUUAUGUGCGGCGAGAUCACCCACAGCUGGCUGAUUUCGUUGAAACGAUGCGGGAAGGUGUUCGGUGCCAUGUGCUGCUCCGCGGGAGGUGGCUAGACGAGACGAGUUUUGUGGUUGCUGACAUUCUUUGGUUUACCAAACGCCGUGAUGCGCAGCUUUUCCGGGACCGCCGGAUAAAGGAGCUCGAGGAGUUGAAGCGACAGAGUGCGAUGACCACGAUCACGGGGCAGGACAACAAGGCCAAUAAUUCGCGCAACGGCAUCUCAACAUCGUCUUCAAGUGAGCCGGUCGCGCCGGGCACAAAAGAGGCUAAUACGACUUUUUGUUCGUCGGCGAACUGUCCUUCCGCAUUAGAUUCAUCGUUUUUCAUGGUUUCGACGCUGCAGCUCGAGCAGCAAUGGCGGCUCGGUGCGGUUUCAAAGGAAGAUUCUUGCAGCCCACUGCUUUCGGUGGAAGAAGUAGAAAAAGGCACUACUUCUACCCCCCCACCACCGCACUCAACAACCUCUGUGAUUUGUCACUACUUCAUCGAGAAUCGGGUGAAGUGGCAAUUCCGUGCGCGUCAAGGCCCCAUGUCGAGUAUGCACGCCUUCAAAAAGUCGGCCCGCAGCGGGCACCGGAACCUGUUUUGGUCCCACCCGGACGCCGAAGUGACAACCUCCAAGGAUGGCCGCGUCGUGGUAAAGGGCUACCCGGGCCUGGCGGAAUUCUCGGACGUCAGUAGGAGUCUGGCGAGGGAGCGGGAGGCGGAGAGGGAGAAUCAGAACAAGAAGAACUCCUUUACGACCUGCGCGGAAGGAGCACUUGAUGGUGCAAAUGGAGAAACAAUGCCACGGGCUACUACACGAGGCGAAAAGGAAAAUUGUAAGGGCAGUACACAUGAUCAGCAUAAGCAGCAGCAGGGCGUGAGCACCAUAAUGAAGCACCAAAACAAGCGUAGAAGCCGGUCGACAAGCUGUGUGACGGUGCGACAUAAGAUGCAGGGGUUCUUUACUUCCCUGUCCAGCGGGCUGUGCGACCCGCCGCCGCACUUCGGGUACGAAACGACCUGGGACCGGGGACACGCGAUCUGGCUGGCCCAGCUUUUGCAACUGAUAAGGACGCACGAGGAGGUUACGUAUGAGGAGUUGUACAAAAACUUUGUCCAAAAACGCUUCCCGCAGUGGCGCUACAGGAUGUUGGCGCUUACAGAUCAAGAACCGAAGCGAAGGACGACAAGCGCUUAUUUGGAACCGGAAGCGCAAAUGAACAAGAAUGGUAGACGAGAGGAUGUUGGCCUUCGGGCUUUAACACAACGGAAGACCACAAGGGAUUCGAAUUAUCCUGGUAGUUCCUAUGCAUCUUCUUCCCUGGGAGCAGACGAGUUCGACGCCAGUGAGAGCACCACUGCCCGUUCGUCCAGCGAUAGUUUGACGUUCGUCGACGAAGAUGUUGUUGAAAUGACCGGCCAUGCCGCAGCACCUGGAUCGGGGCUCAUGGAAACGAACAGCACACUAGUACAACCGCCAUGGGUAUCAGAUGUAAAAAUGUUUGGGUCUGGAAACUUGUGAUGCUGGGUGGCGUCUCAUGAUGAGGCCAGAAAUGCUGGCUUAGCAUCACAAGUUUCUGAGCUUCUAGGUGUUGCCUAUUGUGCAUGACAAACUGCGUUUCUGCAUCACAGAAAAAUGGAGCUUUUGGUAACUUGCAUGACAGAUUUAAGACUCAUGCCAGACAAGCAUGACAAACAUGCAUUCUUCCAGACCCAGACAUGUUUACAUUUGAUAAUGGGACGAGGAAAGACACAGUACAGGGGAGCACAGUCGUGACGUUGCACUUCAUCUAGGUGCUGGUGGACAUGAUGAUCACAAAAAGAAGAAUACUAGCAUAGAAGAAGACGAAGACGCUGACGCGAAAAUUCGGACCUACUUGAACGACCGCACAAAAAGCGUGUUGACCAAGCUUGGGGACCACUGCAGUUCUUCGCAUCAUGUGAAGAACGACAAGAAAUAUCAUGCUGCCAAUCCUCGGAGCAGCUGCAUGGGUGCUGAGGCUGGGACAGCAGACGGAAGUAAGGCGACAGGACCGAUGAACAAAUUUGAAGUGGUUGCAAAAACCACUGCCAGUGGCCCGCAGUUCACGGUGGAGCAGAGUAGUGUAAAACUAGAACAACAAGAACGGGUGUCGACUAAAUCAACUACGAGCAGGAAAAAACCCCCCCCGCCCCCGAAGGUGAAGCACAUGAAACGGCUAUCCUGAGGAAAAACGUCCCCACACCAGAGUCAAGAUUGGGAUUUCGCAACACAAACCUAGAAGUUUUGGGAGUCACGCAUGACAAUUUGCAGUUCGUAGUGUAGUGCCUGUUGGCAAGGAGAAGGACAGCUGCAUUGAAAAUCCAUCUGCUUAUCCUGUUUACAGCAUUACAAAUUCCAAAACACGACCGGGAAUGCCUAUCAUGGGGAUGCGCAUCACAAAUGUUCCUGCUAUUGCAAAUCUGCAUGACAACUCUGGUGUGGGGACGUUUUUACUCAGGAUAACGGCCCGCCGAGGAGCGAGAAUAUUCCCUGUGCUGGAACGCGCUUCCCGGUCACGAGGCCGAGCUGCUGAUGGAAAAGGUCUGGACAGCCGGGGCGUGGCUUGUACAACAGAAACUGAUCGCGCAGCGCAACGCCGGCUCGGAGAACCAGUACAUCAGCCAGGUUCCGAACCUGGACGCCACCGGGCGCGUGUACGAGGUGCCGUUGCGUUACGUGGGCAACACACUGGAGCAGUACUACCAAUAUCUCGAUUCCUUUAUCCUGCCCACAUUUCGCGCCGCGUUAAGGUAUGCAGGGCUCAGUACCGCACACAUGAUCCAUCACGUCGACGAGUACGGGAUAGAUCCGCGCUUUCUGGUCGACGAGGAUAUGCGAGAAGUGCUUCAUGGCCGUACUGUCGUAAGGGGCUCGUCCUGGUCGACGUCCACCGACGUUGCAGCUGCGAAUGACAUAGAGAGGAACUUUAUGUGCGAUAAGAAUGCAACAGCUCCUAGCCAACAUUAUGCAGCGCGAUCUCAGGAGAAGACGACGCAAUGUGAAAAGAAAUCUUCCGGCGCAGAACCAGAUCAUCGUCCUGAUCAGGAGAACCACUCCCACUCGUCCUGCAAUUCUUGCAGCGCAUGCGAGUUUUGUCGUGCUUCUAGUACCACGACCAACGACGUGAUAAAAAAUGGAGCCAAAGCCGAAGGAAAAGCUAGCGUUAGGAGUAGUACAGCAGGGAGGACUACUACAACGAGAACCCCAAGAACUUCUUCUCCGCGUGCUGCGAGGAAGAAAAUGCUCCGCCCCGGCGUGAUUAUUCUGGACUGCCCGUUCCUGGUGAUGCGUGCCCGUAUUUGCAGACAUGGAGAGCGGCAGCGGCCCCCUUCGAUCAUCCACCUCGGAGAGUUCUCUCGGAGAACAAGAACCGUCAGCUGCUAGUACGUCGACACCCUCACCCGCAGUGUACCUGCAAGCGCCGCAGCACCAUUCCAAACCCUGGGUCACCUUCCCCGGGGCUAUUGAGAGCCUUACCCCGUCGGACCCGGCGGUGCACAAGUUUCCCGACGUCCUGUUUGGCGUGCCCUCGCUUAUCCGCGAACACCGGGGGGAAGUGGUUUAUAGUGAGCCUGCACCCUGUCCCUCCUCCGACGCGUAACAUUCUCUCGUUUUAUUUUGCGACCGACCGACACGGAUAUAAUAACGGGGUUUAGGGUUUUCAGAAAAGGACUCAAGCUAUGGCUUAAAAUUUUAUCAAUAGCAGUAUCUUGCUGCUACGAUAAAUAUGAAUGAAUUGAAAUAAACGAAAUAACUUACAAAUAAUGACGCUUGCAAUUCAAGCAUUCUAGAGCAUGGGCUUGUGUACGACCGACCACACGACGUUGAAAUUCUUUGAGCACGACCACCAAACGCUUGACAAAAUCUAUACGCUUUACUCCCAAUGUAGAACCUUUCUAUUAUCAAUCGAAUCUUUUUCAUCUCGAGCAAAAGUUAGUGAGGCUCGACGCUAGCAUGUUGAGAACCUCUUUUGAGAAACUUUUUUCUCCAGACCGGCUUUGACUUCUACGAAAUCGAAUUCCUCAGUUAUGGGUAUCUCAGGACAAUUUGAAUUUCUCUUCGGUUGAAAAAUUGACAGCGACUUAUUAUUUCCACUCCAUCACUUGUUCCGCUCGGACUCAGAGUCUUUUAUUCUUGAUUUCUCAAUUACGAAUGACAAUGAAUGAGGAUAAGCAGUGGCUCCAGGUGAAAAAUCUUCCAGGAUGCAGCUGCUGUUCAAAACACCAGCAACGCAUCAGUUUUUUUCCCGCCCUACCAUCUUGAAAACCGUAGGUUCUCCUUUAUUUUCAGGGUCAACAAGGGAGCUGAUUGGUUUCACUCAUAUUAAGACCCUGUUUGUGUUUAUUUCUACCCCCCGAAGAUUUGGAUUUCGCGCUUCCACUUGACACUCAUAGCUGCAAACAAAUAAGCGCAAACACAUUCAUUUGAAUGUUUUUCAUAUGUUAUCUUCGGCUCAUUUAUUC